Messenger RNA from Bacillus rossius redtenbacheri, 3301 nucleotides. RefSeq names its product mitochondrial translation release factor in rescue. Gene Ontology annotation, molecular function: translation release factor activity. The coding region runs from base 39 to 518 and encodes 159 amino acids. The transcript is spliced from 2 exons. Gene Ontology annotation, biological process: translational termination. Lineage: Eukaryota; Metazoa; Arthropoda; Insecta; Phasmatodea; Bacillidae. The record is from RefSeq and is a predicted model, not a curated record. Gene Ontology annotation, cellular component: mitochondrion.
GGAGUUGCUUCUCAAAACCAAGAGAGUUAUUUAACAAAAUGUUGACCCGUUGCGCUGCAAACUUUCUGCACGGCCUGUGUCCGUGUCGAUGGCUGGCGGCAAGCGAGAGCAGCCGAGCACUCUCGUCGAGAGCAAAGCACACGCUGGACUACUCUAGGGUGCCCAAAGUGAACGAAGAAGACUUGGAGGAGAAAUUUGUGAGGGGCAGUGGCCCAGGAGGUCAGGCUGUCAAUAAGACCAACAACUGCGUGGUCUUGAUGCAUAAGCCCUCAGGAGUUGUGGUCAAGUGCCACCAGUCUCGCUGCCAGGACGAGAAUCGCCGGCUGGCCCACGAUCUCCUGGUGGCGAGGCUGGACCGGCUGCAGAACGGAGAUCUCAGCGUCGAGGGCCAGCUCCGCGCCGCGGAGCUCCGGAAGGCCAGCGAGCAAGCGCGCAGGCAGCGCAGACUGAGGGAGAUGAAGGCCAAGUGGAGAGAGAGGGAGGGACUCGGGUCGCCCGACCGUGACCGAACGCCGUGAACGACUCGCGCAGUCUGGGUGCAGACGUUUCGAGAGCAGCGCAGGGAUGAGUUGGGGUAGAAAAUAGUUUCAUUCAAAAACAACUACAGUAACAACUCUUUGAUUCAGCACCACGUCCGUGCCGGAUUAUCAUUCGACUCCCGAUUAUCCGAGCUGAAAUUAUCCAUGACACAUAUCACUUCCAUAAACACAAAAAUAAUUUUUGACUGUUUACCUAUUUUCUUUUUUGUGAUCUAUUGAUGUGUUUAUUAUGCUGUGAUUCAAGAUGAAAAAUGCUGCCAAACAUAUUCAUACAUAGUUGGUUAUGUGUUAGUGAUGCAUCAUGAACUUCGAAACUGCUAGAGCAAAUUAAAACACACCCCUGUGAGCUACCUGCGCCUGUGUUCCACGUGCUCUUGUGAGCAGCGGUCAGGUUGGCGCUGACACGACGCAGUUGUUCCGUGACUCGUGCGAGCGAUAACUGGCCCGUGUAGUUUCAAGGCAGCAGUCACAUCGCAGUAGUAUUUAUUUUCUGUUGUAAUCUUCAGAUAGUAAUUUCCAAUAAUAAACACAAACGAGUGGUACUUGUCAUUCAAAAAAAAAAUAUUGACCAGCUGGACGUAAAAUACAGCUAUGUUUUAGUGAUAUAUACUGCAUUUUUUUUCUUAACACCUAUUAUGGACAACCUUAUGCAGUAUUUGUUUAGAUAGUCUGGACAAAAAAAAUUUUUAGUCAAUAGUUUUUUUUGACAUAGCUUUCAGUGUUUUUUAAUUAUUCGUGGACCCCUUCAGUUAUUACACCGGAUGAUUGGGAGUCUUCUGUAUAUUUAACAGGAAUAACAAAGGAAAAAAUCAAUACACAGUACAUUAAUGUUAAAAACCAAGUUGUAAUAAGCUUCUCUAUGGCAAGAAAUGUUACACAAGUGUUUUGUUUAAAAUAUACUGUUUGAAUAUAAAUAAAUAAAUUCUUUUCUGAUAUCUUGCCCCAUUCCACCAAGAGAAGAAAAAAAAUGCAAGUGGCUCAAUCUGUGCCAGAUUACAGAAUAUGUAGAUCAGAAGAAUGCCCAUAUUGAAGAGCACCGACCAACAGGAAUUCAGAGCUUAGAUAGUAUUGCGAGUUGAUUAAAUCAGAUGUUAGACUCUGAAGAAAGCACUCUUACUAUAAUUAUGAAGUCUGUUGAGCCACUGGCCAAAGGCAUUAUCUUUACAAUAGUGAAUGACCAAAGUUUGUUCUUAUUGAUCACCUACCUACCAAAACAAAGUGUGCAAGGAUGACAGCUAAGUAUUUCGGAACUUUCAGAUUUGUGAAAAUGCGAUGUUUCAAAUACAUCUAUAGAAUAUAAUAUAACUUUUCGCACAAACAUGCUAUUGAUAAAUAAAAAAAACUACACGUGAAUUCUCUUUGAUUUUGUUUUACGUAAAUUUACUAACCCAUAUUUUUCUUGGCCUUGAUCAUCGGGGAAUUUUGCAGAUUUAUUUGGAGCGAGACUAACAUUCAAAUGCUUAAGUGUUAUCACCAAAACAAACAAUGAGAAGCUGGAAAUAGUAUUGACAGUUCAUCUGUAGCUCAGCUUGAAAGAAAAUUAAACUUCUCAGUGCAUCAGUAACCUGUUGUGUUUACCCUUCUGAUGCGCACCGGAAUAUUUUAAACGUGGAAAAUUAAAUCUAUUUAGUUUUAUGUAUAUGUAUAACAAACCAGAAUGGAGAAUGCCACAAUGGUUAUUUGCUUUGGCAAGUAUUCUCAGUUUAAUGAGUUCCAGGUCAAAAAUACAUAUCACAUACGUUGUGGACUUUUAAGCGCUAGGCUUCUCAAUUAACAAUUGUUUGGUUAACAGUUGUUCACAAGCUUUUAUGGCCAUUGUCUGGUAAACUGUAUUGGCUCUCAAGAUUGAGAUUCAAUGUAAGAGCUGAUAGGUGGUAGGGUUUUAAGUCUCUCCCUAUUGGCUCUAGUACUACCCAAAUGCCACUGGCUUCUGUAUCUGCCAAUCAUGGUUGACCAUGUCUCAUUGGCUAUUGUUACACAAUCAAAGGUAGACUUUGCAUGGCUUUUCUUGUCUUGCUUUCUGCUGGUGUUCGUAUUUUGAUUAUUCAUAACUGGUUCCCAUGUUUUACUCAGCUUAGAGACAUUUCCCCUAUAGAUAAUAGGGUGUUUAGAAAUAGUUAGUUAGUGUUGUUAUUAUCUUUAUCAAGACCACUCUGUGAACUGGUACACUACAAGAUUGUAAUCUGGUGUGUUCAGGGCCAAGGCUAUCCUGAAUAAGCAAUUUUGCCAGAUUAUUAUGCAUUGAUUUAAAUUUACAGGAAUACCAAAGAUAAAUUGAUAUUCAGUACAAUGGUAUUUAAUACAUGUUAUGAUAAGCUGCUUUAAUGGGGGGAGGGGGGGGGAAGAUGUGUCAAACCAUAGAAUGCAAGAUUAAAGUCAUUUUGCUAUAUUAUCGCCAGUCACAUAUGUAGAUUUUUACCUACUUUUUAUUGUUUCUUAGUUCUGCUGCAACAUGUUCCCAAUAUAAGUAAUUGCAGUGUAACCGCAAAGUGAAAGAGAAAAAUAAAUUUUAAAUAUUUAAAGGACCAUACAGUUAAAAAUUUACAAUAAAAACUAUCUGAUAUUUCAGUAAAAAAAUUCACUUUUUUUUUUACAAAAUUGUAACAGGAUAUCUACUAACAUUGAUAAAAUACAAUAAAUUACUAUUGCAUGACUUAGUUGACUUUUUUUUUCUUUCUAUUUUGCAAUAGUACAGUAGUGUCUCGUUUAUCAGACAUCCUGCAUUAUCCAACAUCUCAGUGGAAAAAAAAAAAAAAAAAAAA